This is a messenger RNA of Cuscuta campestris, 2460 nucleotides long. Lineage: Eukaryota; Viridiplantae; Streptophyta; Magnoliopsida; Solanales; Convolvulaceae. The record is from the annotation of a GenBank genome assembly.
GUACAUUCCGCCUCGUUUCUGAGAGGGAAAACGGGCCGAGUUCGUGGCUUUGAGGCAAGGGGACAUGACACUCCCUGAGUUUCGACAGAGGUUUGAUCAUUUAGCCCAGUUUGCAGGAACUUUGGUGGGUACCAUAACAAACCGCAUUGAGGAGUUCACUACUAAACUCCGACUAGAUAUACAACCCUACCUGUUAGUUGUGCCAACAACAGACUUCACAGCGGCGUACAACCAAAUAGAGAAAGACGAAAAGGGGCUGAUCGCGUGGAAGAAGAGUGUGGCCGGUUCGGAGGAGCCGAGCAACCAGCACAAGGGCAUCGUCACGUCAGGUGGCAAGCGAACCCUUGGAAGAGAGCACCAAGACAUAAUCGACUGCGGACUACGCACCGUACGGAUAAAGGCUGAUGACGGUGGGGUCGUCAAAGUAAAGGGGGAAUUGUUCCCCAAACCCCCUGAGUUCGUAUCCCUUAUGCAAGCUAAACGUCUCAUCCGGAAGAGAUGCGAGGCCUUUCUUUGCAAUGUACGUGAUGUGCGCAAAACAACCCCCGAACUGAAGGACAUCCCCUCAGUGAUCGAGGGAGCUGAUGAAAAAUCUAGGCUGGCUAUGUUCACGGCAGCAUUGCAGGAAGGGCUCCUUCACACCGACUUCACUACCCAUCUCCUGGACACCUUUGGCAGGAUCAUGGAUGCUGACUUUGGGAAUGAUGGGUCUAGUGAACUGGAGGCAGAGUCAAAUAAUGCUGACUCUGCUGAAGUCAUCCUAUCUAGUGGAGAAAGCGUGCUAGAACUAGAUGUUUUUGGGAAGCUUAUUUCCAAAAUCGAACUAGAUUUAGCAUGCUCUUCUGAGAAACUUGUUAACAUGAACGUACUUAAAAUGCUUGUCGAGACAAGGGAGAAUUACUUUGAGGCUGUCGCGGCAGAUGAUCAAUGUUUUAAUGGUUGCGCUGACAAGGCAUUGGAGUUUGACCUUUUAUCUGUUCUCUUGGACUCUGAGGUAAGGGAACUAAGUGCUUUCUUGUCCACCCUUCAGUUGGAGAUUGACUAUUCCCACCAGAUCAUACCUACAUUUGCGGAUGAGGGAGAACAUUGUAGGCUAUUUAAGGAAAAGUUGUAUGACUCUGAAGGUUUACUUCAACACUUACAAGAGCAGCUGUUGGAAUUGGAGGCACAGUCUUCCAAUUUUAUGGUGACUGAAAACUGGAAGGAUGUUAAGCCUUUAGAAAGUUUUGAGCUGGCUUCUCCUUUAACUCCAAAUACGAAGAUAAAAAUGCAGACUGCGGAGCAGCAAAGGCAUGUCUUGCAAAUGCUGGAGAAAUCACUUGCAAAUGAGCUGGAUCUUGAGAAGAAACUUUCUGAAACUAAACAAAGUGAAGAAGAGUUGAAACUUGGGUUGCAGCAACAGCUAUUAUGCGUAGAGAUAGAGGUUGAAGAUGCCUGUGAAAGGCUGUUUGGGGCAGAAAAUGCUACCCAAGUUUUAUUGGAGGUUUCAAAAGAGCUAAGAGGACAGCUACAAACAACACAAUUAGAUUUGAACAGUGCAUUGCAGAGAGAGGUAGACUUGAAGUCUAAACUAAAAGAUUUGAAUGAACUGUUGUCAGCAAAAGAAAGCUUAUUGCAGAAGUCAGAGAAUACAUGUGAAGAGCUUAGGAUAAAGCUUAACUCAGCUGAUAAACAAUUGAACGACUCAGAGUUUCUCCCACAUAAUGAUACAAAGACUGAUGAGAAAUGCCUUGACAUGAAGAAGGUUUGUGAAAUGGAAGCUAGAAUAAGUGGUCUGACGGAAAACAAUGCCAUAGCUGAAAGCAGAUUUCAGAUUGCAGAGGCUGAGUGUAAAUCAUUAAAAGAUGCUAAUAUGGAACUUAAUGAAGAUCUCAUUACCCUUAGGAACAGUAGUAGUAUAACUUCUGAGAGAGUUUGUCUGCUUGAGAAGCAAUUGAAGGAAUCUGAGCUAAAUCUUAAACAUGCAGUAGCAUCUGAAGCCAGUCAGGAAAAACAAACCAAUGUAAAUUUUACCAUCAGGGAUAUGGAAAAUCUGAUUGAUGGUCUGAACUUGAAGCUUAUUGAAGCUGAAGAAAAGUGCAUCAUCUUAUCUGAAGCUAAUGCAGAUCUGAAUGACGAAUUGGAGUUUCUAAAAGAGGGCAUAUCUACGAGCAAUUGUGUUGAGGCUUGUGUCAGUUGUGUGACUCAAGCUCUCGAGUUGUAAACGGUUUGUUAAGCACUCGUUUUGAUAAUGCCAAACCGCCGUGAUCAAGUCGAACAUUGAAUAUACAAGGCGAAGAACGAAGAUAAGAGCAAGAGCUAAACGAAGACCUUAAUCAUAGUAUUGAGUCGGUCUUUAUUGUGAUCAAGACCGACCCAAUCUUUACACUUUGGCUCUUUAGGCUAAAAACUCUCAUUGCAUUUCUUACAUCAUAAAAAUGGUUUUAAACUUGUUUAGGUCAUUAAAAACACUUGGUGUUU